AAGUCAUUUGUUUAAGCAGUCGGGAGUUUCUGCUAGGGUCUGGAUUGGAGUUACGCAAAGACCGGACCCUACCGUACAUGAGUGGUGUCUGAGGAAAAAAAGGAUUCCCCCCUUGUCUCAAAGAAACUACAUGCCUAAUAUUUAGACAUGUUCAGCUUUGUGGAUAUUCGGUUAGCUCUGUUGCUGAGCGCAGCAGUGCUUUUGGCGAGAGGUGAAGGCGAGGAUGAUAUCUCACACGGCAGCUGCACAUUUGAUGGACAGUUGUACAUUGACAAGAGUGAAUGGAAACCAGAGCUCUGCAAGACCUGCUUCUGCGAAAGUGGAUUAGUCGCGUGCUACCAGGUGAUCUGCGUGGUCACACCCGACUGCGCCUACCCAAACGGAGAGUGCUGCCCUGUCUGCCCUGCUGAUGGUACACCGCCUUGAUCCCACCUUGUCUCUGACAAUCUGAGGCUCCUGGGCCAUGAAUGGAUUGAGGCCCUAAGCCUGCCUGCUUGCCAAUAACAAAGCUUUACCUAUAGAAGACACUUAGAGUCUGGAUAUGAUGACCUCUGCAUCAUUGAUUUUAGCAUUUUUUAAAGGGAAUCUCUCAAUAGCCAACAUUUGUGGAGAUGCACGAGCCCUCGAUUCACAACCUGAUAAAUGCUAAUAUCUGAGAAAAAGUAAGAAGCUAAUCAUUAUCACUUAAUUAGAGCCUAUCUGCAAUAUUUCUUAUAUAAGCUUUUAAUGGGUGCAACAUGGGAUAAAUAACAAUCACAGCAGGAUCCAGAAGCUCAACUCUAUUGUGGAAUUUCACUGCAGUUAUAUAUUAAAUAUGUCGAAUGUC
Messenger RNA from Hippoglossus stenolepis (Pacific halibut), 826 nucleotides. RefSeq names its product collagen alpha-1(I) chain. The record is from RefSeq and is a predicted model, not a curated record. The coding region runs from base 148 to 426 and encodes 92 amino acids. Gene Ontology annotation, molecular function: protein binding. NCBI's taxonomy places the organism in Eukaryota, Metazoa, Chordata, Actinopteri, Pleuronectiformes, Pleuronectidae. The transcript is spliced from 2 exons.